This is a messenger RNA of Peronospora matthiolae, 231 nucleotides long. The record is from the annotation of a GenBank genome assembly. NCBI's taxonomy places the organism in Eukaryota, Oomycota, Peronosporomycetes, Peronosporales, Peronosporaceae.
AUGCACUUGACGACCGCGACACGACCGGACAUUGCCUUCACUGUGAGCUAUGUUUCGCGCUUCAUGGAUAAACCGCAAGUCGAGCACUGGAUGUCGGUCAAGCGUAUUGUGCGAUACUUGCAUGGAUCCAAAUCGCACGGCAUCUGCUUCAAACUCGACGACAAGAUGGAUUUCUACGGCUACUCGGAUGCAUACUGGGCCGGCAACCAUGUGAAUCGCAAGUCUACUUAG